Microsporum canis CBS 113480 is the source of this 1449-nucleotide messenger RNA. RefSeq names its product mitochondrial import inner membrane translocase subunit tim54. Lineage: Eukaryota; Fungi; Ascomycota; Eurotiomycetes; Onygenales; Arthrodermataceae. The record is from RefSeq and is a predicted model, not a curated record. Bases 1 to 1449 code for a protein of 482 amino acids. The transcript has 2 exons.
AUGGAGACUCCGGCUUCAGGCUCUGAUGCUGCUGCUGCUGCUGUUCCAAAGCCAGCUCCAAAGCCGCAGAAUCCUGCCCUGCGCAUGCUAGGGCUUCCAAACAUCAAGCUAAAGCUCCCGUCGAGGAAUUGGAUGAUAUUCCUGACCGUCACCGGCUCCUUCGUUGGUGCUCUUGUCUAUGACCGCCGUGAGAAGAAAAAGAUACAAGACAAAUGGUCGAACGUGGUAGCACACCUUGCCAAUGAACCGCUACGGACGAACGAGACUCGCAGGAAGAUUACUGUCUUUCUCUCUGCCCCUCCGGGAGACAGCAUGCGGAACGCAAGGGACCAUUUCCGUGACUACGUCAAGCCGAUCCUAGUCUCCGGAGCGUUGGACUACGAAGUCGUAGAGGGGAGAAGGGAAGGAGAUCUCAGAGCUGCUGUUGCAAGCAGGAUUCGCAAGAGGAGAGAGCUGGCCGGGGAGUCAGGGCCGCUGCCGGAACCUGAUAUUGAUACCGCAGACUACGAGACCAGGCUUCGACACAUACGGCAGGUGACGGGCGUUCAUGACGAGCCUGAGACGAAAGGCGAUCUGGUUCUCGGUCGACAUGCAUGGAAAGAAUAUAUUCGUGGCAUCCACGAAGGCUGGUUGGGCCCCCUGGUUGACCCUGCUUCUCUCAAGCCGGACGAGCCAGUCGUGGUGGAGGAGCCAUUACUCUCAGACACGCCGGAUGAAAACUCUCCAACAACAGAAGAAAAGAAGGAGACUGAGAAACCAGCUGAGAAACCAAAGCCAACCGGUCCUCCUGCCUCCUACCUUCUUCCAUCCGCCUAUACCACCCAUCAAAUCUCCCCCAUCGCUCCCACCGAGUUCGACGGCUCAGCUCCCAUUGCAUUUCCCCAUAUACUAGGCUUCCUCAACACUCCAAUCCGCAUGUACCGCUUCCUCACGCGCCGCCGCAUGGCAGACACCGUCGGAGAACAAGUUGCAGCUGCAGUACUCGCUUCAUCCAUACGGCCCUACACCAACAGCACAUACAGCUCUGACUCUGACUUCUCAGCAAUCACUCAAAGCCAGCCAUCAACCUCUGAAGAAGAAGAACCGCUGACUUCCCCUUCAGAUGCAAGUGAGCAGCAAUCGGUCCUUCAAGAGGAGGAAAAAGACUGGCACAAGUCAGCGUACAAAAAACCUACCGAUCCUGCUGAGAUCAGAGAGGAGCGAGAAUGGACCGAUGCCAUGGUUCUCGAUCCCCGAAUCGCUUCUCGAAUGCGCAGAUUCGUGCUCUCCCCUGAAGACCUUGCUCGAUCACAGCGUAUUGCUGAGGGUAAAGAGUGGGUUAUGGGUCAAGAGCGGCCGACGCAUGUUCCGGCCUGGAAACGACUUUGGGAUACGUAUGGAUGGGGAGAGGAGGAGAAUUCCAGGAGUAAAGUUGUAAUUGGGAAUUUAGACGGUGAGGAUGGUGAAUAG